UCUCUCUGCAGAGAAGAGUGUUUGAAAAUACCGCACUGCAAACACAUGGUGUUGCCAAGCACUUUUCCAAAGUAUUGUACAUGGGAAAAAACCCAAACACCUCACUCCCAGUUUCUAGGAAAACAGUGGGAGGGAUCUGAUCUUCCUAAACACGCAUCCAUUAUCUCAGAUAAGCCUCCAGCAUAUCCACAAACCUGAACUCUGCCAGCCUUCCCACAAACUCCAGGCACUGAGAGCCCUUUGCUGUGGGGUAUUUAUAUUUCUUAAAAGCAGUGCCACAUCCUCCCUGCCCUGGAAACCCAAACUCCUCUCAUCUCCCUGCUGUCCUAGGCGGAGCGUGGCUCUGAUCCCACUCCUUGGAGCCACAGCUGAUGCUGCCCCUGGGCACUGCUGUCCCACUCUUUGUGCAUGGUGUGACCUGUGUGCUCCCCUGUGAAGAUCAGUCUGGAAAACCUACAGACAAAGGAUCAGCCUGGUCAAUUAUCAAACACAUGGGAAAGAUCCAAGUCCAGAGUGUCCCAGCCCCAGGAGCGCUGUGCCUGGCAGGGAGCGUUUCACAGCUCAGCCUCACGGAACCACACGAGGGGUGAGCCUUCAGCAGGCAGCAAUCCUCCCCUGGGAGUGGCACAUGCCAGUCAGGUAGAACUGGAUGGUUCUGGGAUCCCAGGGAGUUGCCAAUUCCGUGAGCAGACCUGCUCUGCUUUUGGAUGAAUGGCCCUGAAAAAGCCGCUCUGACUCAGCGGGUGUUUGUUCUGCGGAAACGGGGAGCCAUCCUUGUGCAUCAAUUCAGGAGCAUGCACAGGAAUUAAAUAUCCCACUGCUGCUUCCAGGAAAUCCAGCAAUAGAGGCAAUGGCUUUCUCAUUCAGUUCCUGCAGCUGCUGUCUGUCCAGGGGACAGGAUGUAGGACAAGUGAGGCUCUGGGUGAGCCUGGGGACAACCAGGCACUCUAAAAUGAAAUGAAAAAUCAGAGCAAGGCUGGAGAACUUUUUUCCCAGGACAAAAAAAAAGCCCAAAUUUUGCCUGGAAAUCCUGACAAGUUGCACAGCUACCAGAACAACUCCUGGGACAAAGUCUUGAAUGACUUCACAUGAAGUCUGAAUCCAGAGAGAUGCAAUUUAAUUCCAGGAGAGGUCAUCAGCCUGAUCUACUGUCCUAAAUUAUGCAGAUCAAAUCAGAUGACUGGACCCACUAAUCAUAAAUCAAAAUUUACACUCCAAGAGCAGUGAGAGAUUCAUUCACAACAACCUGACUCCAGGUUGGGAACCAGUCUCCCAGUUUUCACCUGGGAAAGGGAUAAUGCAGCAAAGAAGAGCCAGAAUCCCAAAGGACUGGGCUGGAUGCCCCCUGCCCCAGCAGUGUGAUCUCCUGCUGGCAGCGGCGUUUGUCUCCGAUGCGCAGUACAACAGGAAUAUUCCUUUUAAGACCUCUCCGGAGGCCGUCAGGCUUUAUCACCUCUACAACCACUGGAUGAUGCGAACAGCCACCUACUUCUUCAUCUUCCUCAACCUGUCCCUUGCCCUGUUUGAGGAACCUGCUGUGUAUCCGCUCCCCUUCCUGGCCACGUCAGUGCUGGAGGUGUUGUGCCUUCUGGUGUUCCUCGGCCGGCUGACACACUUUGCCAAAGUCACUCUGCACAACGUGUUCUGGAAGGACACCAAGAACAUCUGCAUCAUGGUGGCAGUCCUGGUAUCCCUGGCAGACCUGGCCAUAUAUGGGGUCCUCAGGCUGUAUGGUGUGAGGAGCAUCCGGUGGUCAAGGAUUGCGAGGCCCAUCUUCCUCAUCAACUUCGCAGAGAGUCGCCAGAUCCGGAGGGCGUUCCGCAGCAUCCGCAACACGCUGCCGGAGAUCACCUACGUCUUCCUGCUCUUCAUGUUCAGCCUCCUCAUGUUCUCCCUCAUGGCCUUGAAGCUGUUUGGAGAGAGGAAUCUCCAGACAGCAGAAGGCUUGCCCUACUUCAGAAACUACCUGGAGAUUGUGUUUGACCUCUACGUGCUGGUGACCGCAGCAAACAGCCCGGAUGUCAUGAUGCCAGCGUUUGACUUCAGCUCCUGGUACGCCCUGUUCUUCAUCGCCUUCGUCAUCGUCAACACCUACAUCUUCAUGUCUCUCUUCCUGGCUGUGGUCUACAACAACUACAAAAAACACCUGAAGAACGAGAUCUGUAAACUCGCCUACAUGAAGCGCCGCAAGAUGAUCGAGGCCUUCAACCUGCUGAAGGAAGAGGAGGGAGAGCAGUUCGUGGUUCGGGAAGCCCGCUGGAAGCAGCUGGUCAAGCUGGUGGCUCCUGACACCAGCAAUUCCCACCGGGAGCUGCUGCUCCGCAUCUCGGAUGAUGAGCAGAAAGGGUUUGUAGACAAGAAGUCCUUCGUGCAGCUGGCAGACCUGCUCAACAUCCAGGUGGUGACGCUGAAGAUCCGCAGGCACCCCCUGGCACGCUGGGUGCCGGCGCUCUACGGAUCCGCGCCCAGCCGGCUCCUGCGCGGCCUCGUGAGGCACAGGGCUUUUGUUUGGACUUAUGAUGCCAUCAUCCUGAUAAAUGCUGUCUUCAUUGCUCUGGAUGAGGAAAGCCCCUACAUUUCCUAUGCAGAGUGGGUGUUCCUUGCUCUGUACAUCAUCGAGAUCCUCCUGAAGGUCUACACUUAUGAACCCAGGGAGUUUUUUGGCAAAACCCAGUUCUGGAACUGGUUUGAUACUCUCAUCAUCUUUGCUGCCCUGACUGCAACGAUUCUCAAUGCCACCCUCAAGUCCACCAUGAAGUACAACAGCCAGCAGAUCCUGGACAUUGUGUUCAUCCUGAGAGUCCUCAGGCUGACCCGGAUUGUUGACAGCAUUCAGAGGUUCCAGGUGAUCAUGAACACCCUGAUAAACAUCGUCCCGACCAUGCUGACUUUUGGUGGGCUCACUCUGGUUGUGUAUUGUGUGUUUGCUAUCGUUGGCAUGGAGUUAUUCCACGGGAAAAUCCAGUACUUCCCAGCCAACUCAAAUGCUCCUCACGCCCUGGAGUGUGGGAAUCCAGCUCUCAAGGAUUCCCUGUUUGCCCGUGGGAAGUACUGCAAGAACAACUUCAACAACUUCGCCUCGUCCUUCAUCGUCCUCAUGGAGCUCACUGUGGUCAACCAGUGGCACGUCUUUGCCAAUGGAUUUGCCAACGUGACAGCUCAGCCUGCCAAGCUCUACUUCAUCGCCUUCCACAUUGUGAUGGUGAUAAUCAUUGUCAACAUCUUUGUGUCCUUCAUCCUGGAAGCUUUCUUUGUGGAGUACUCCCUGGAGAAGAGUGAAGUGGAAACUGCCAUCGAGCAGAAAAUCAAGGAGCUGGGAAUGGGAGUUCAAGAGGAUGAGCUCCAGCAUGAGCAGCUCCUUGACAACAUGGAGAGUGCAGAGCACGAGCUGGAGGGGGAAGGUGGAGCCAAGCCACAGAGCAAAGGGCUGGUCUUCAAAAUUGCCUCCAAACGAUACAGAACAGUGGAUGCUCUGCUCCAGCGCAUGUUCGAGGCAGAGAUACCCCUGGAGGAUGAAGGCCCUUCCUUUGAAGAGAUCCUGAACUUGUCCCCCACCUCGGCUGUUCCCAGGAGCCCGAGUUCCGAGAGUGCAGCCUGAGGGGGGAGGAUCAGGGAAUGGAGCUCAUUCCCGGCUGUCCAGGUGCUCCCUGGCUGCUCCCAUGCGUGGGGCCCGGGUGACACGGUGGGAACAAACAGCUCUGUCCUGUAAAGGAGCUUUAUCUCAUGUAAAGUCUCAUAUAAACCUCUGGAAUACGGGCAGGAGUCAGAGUCUCCGGCCGUGCCCGGGCUGGGACGGGGCCGCGGGCAGUAUGUUAUGGAAUAACUCCUUCUUGUAACUGGAAUUGUAUUGCAGCACUUUUAUAUGCAGCUCUGGAGCGCUGUACGCUGAAUGAAGCAGCUCUUUAGCACAAUAAAUUCAGCAGUUUGGAAAAAG
This is a messenger RNA of Haemorhous mexicanus (house finch), 3934 nucleotides long. RefSeq names its product two pore calcium channel protein 1-like. Gene Ontology annotation, biological process: monoatomic ion transport; transmembrane transport. The coding region runs from base 1298 to 3598 and encodes 766 amino acids. Gene Ontology annotation, molecular function: monoatomic ion channel activity. Lineage: Eukaryota; Metazoa; Chordata; Aves; Passeriformes; Fringillidae. The transcript is spliced from 22 exons. Gene Ontology annotation, cellular component: membrane. The record is from RefSeq and is a predicted model, not a curated record.